AUGGAGGCAUCAACAACACCCAAACCGCUGCCUAACCGGCCAGAACAGAAGAUGCCAGCUAUCCCCAAAGGCUCCCGCAUCCAAAAACGUCCCCUCCCCGCUCCCCUCUCCCACCGCCUCUCCUCCAGCGCCUCCCGCUCUUCAGCUAUUUCCACAAUACCAACCGACACCGACGGCUACCGCCCACCUCCGCGCGCUCCCCACACGCUCAUAAUAAAAGUUACAUCCAACGCUCCAUUCAUGUCCCUCGUCAAGCGCGUGCGCAAAGGUCUUGAGUCUCGGUCCUCGAUGUCGCGACAACAGUCUACCAAGGGGCUACCCCUAACGGCGAGGAUAGCUGCCCUCGACACCAGCUCUGGAGGCAAUUCGCAAGGAGACGGACAAGGGCCGGUGGAAGAUGCGCUGGAUGAUGUUGUGCUGGUCGCGACAGGGAGGGCGAUUCAGAAGGCUGUGGAGGUGGGGUGUUUCUUUACGAGAGAACGGGAUCUGAAUGUGUUGUUGAGGACGAGGACGGUGAGGGGGGUUGAUGAUGUUGCUAGGGGGGAAGAAGGGGAUGAUGGGGAUGAUGGGAGUGAAGAGGAGGAAGGGAAUGGGGCGAGGGUGAGAGCUGUGAGCUGUGUGGAGGUCGGGGUUCGGUGGAGGGCUACUUGA
Messenger RNA from Sordaria macrospora k-hell, 651 nucleotides. RefSeq lists its product as uncharacterized. The record is from RefSeq and is a predicted model, not a curated record. Gene Ontology annotation, cellular component: nucleolar ribonuclease P complex; ribonuclease MRP complex. Gene Ontology annotation, biological process: tRNA 5'-leader removal; rRNA processing; intronic box C/D snoRNA processing. Gene Ontology annotation, molecular function: ribonuclease MRP activity; RNA binding; ribonuclease P activity. NCBI's taxonomy places the organism in Eukaryota, Fungi, Ascomycota, Sordariomycetes, Sordariales, Sordariaceae.